Molecule: messenger RNA, 1063 nt
Organism: Botrytis sinoallii
Lineage: Eukaryota; Fungi; Ascomycota; Leotiomycetes; Helotiales; Sclerotiniaceae
Exons: 4
Coding region: 1-738 (245 amino acids)
Source: RefSeq, a predicted model, not a curated record
AUGAGAGGAUAUAACAAAAUAGCAAGUUUUAUGAGCAAAUAUCCCGAAUCUGCAAUUGUAUCACGAUUCUCAGAAUUGAACAUUCAAAACAUUAUUUACCUCCAAGCCGAGAUUUUUGGACUCCAAAUAGACCUAAAAGAGUUAGAAAAUGCCAAUGAUAGAUCACCAGAUGCUGGGAUGAAUCCGUAUUCCUCUGGACUCAGAUCUCGAAGAAGUUCAUCACCGCAUCCAAAGCACUUGGCUAAAUUCCAGGAAUGGAUGAAACGUCCUUCCUUGGGUGGUGUUUUUCUGAUUGGAAGAGACCGGAAUAUUUGGGCUGAUGGAAAGGAUCUGGUUGCCAUUCAGGAAAAAGUACCCGAGAACAUAUUCUUCGAAUUAUGGGCCAAUACAAUCACACCCAUAUACCAUUACUCUGUAGGAAGAUUUUACAAGAAACCAGAUAUCGAGAGGACAGACUAUGCGUCGAAUAUAGUUGACUACUGCGAUACUGUAAUCUUUCGUAUUGUGUCAUUCUUUGGUGUCAUUAUGGCAUCGAUACUUCCUGUGAUGACAAUCGUAGUACUGUAUCUAGUCGCUUCGAUGGUGAAACGUUUAGCACUCGUUGGAAUCUUCACCACAAUAUUUUCCGUGUGUCUAUGGUUCAUGACGGAUGGAAGAUUGGUUGAGGUUUUCUCCGCAACUUCAGCUUUUGCCGCUGUACAAGUUGUGUUUAUCAGUACGAACAUAACGUCCACUUGAGGUCAAUGGGCAGUCCGACGUUAAGUUCUGGCAGUGUUUCUGGCUUCUGCGAUCUUCGUGGAAUACUGUAUCAGUCCUGCUCUGCUCUGCUCUUCUCUGCUCACCGAAAACCGCUAUAGAUUGAAAUUUUCCUGUCGAUGUUAUACAAGCUCGCGAAAUUCUGUCUUCGCUUUUGUUGUUGAUUUAGCGCUGCCAUGCUCUCAAGUUUCUUUGUCGCCUAGCAGCUUGGAUAUAUAUUGGAAGCGAUUACUGAGUUUAUCAAAUCAUUUAAGAAUUUUAGAUUGCCCUUAGCCCUAAGUGAUGCCGAACCGAUCAACUUCAUUCC